GGUACAGCAGCACACUAAACUGUUUGUACUACACGGACACGCUUACACUCGCACAUCUCUCUUCUGCUACACAGGAAAAAGUUAACAAGCUCUGAUAAGAUUCCAACUUAACACUUGAUUCUAAUAUGAAUAAAUCGAAGUCUCCUAUUUUAAACGACUGUCUGAAGCACAUCACUUUGGAGAAUGGAUCUUUAUGGAACGAGAAUAUGACCUCCAAUGCCAGCGCUGAGACAAUGCACCACCUCUUUAUUGGUGCCCAACGCCAGGAACCAAAUCAUGUGGCCAUACCUGCCACAAUUUUUUACAGUCUUCUUUUCUUCUUUGGUAUCAUGGCAAACGGCCUAAGCAUCCUGACACUUAUGAGAAAUGGGAGAAUGAAAGUGAGUGCUGUGCGAUUUUAUCUUCUGAGUUUGGCCAUGGCAGACAUCUUGCUGCUGAUCACUAUCCCAGUCACUCUUUAUCGCUAUUUCUGGCAAUAUUAUCCCUGGGCGCUCUCUGAUAUUGUGUGCAAACUUUAUUUUAUGAUCCGACAGGUCUACUGUGCUACAACCAGUUGGACCAUCAUUGCAUUUACCUCUGAGAGAUAUAUUGCAAUAUGCCACCCAAUGUGGUCCAUCACAGGUCUCCGGAAAACCCGUAUGGCAUACCUUUUGGCAUUUAUCUGGCUUCUGUCUAUCCUCACCACCAUACCUGUGGCUAUAGUAUAUGGGGAGUCAUCAGCAUGCAUCUUGGACUAUACUGCUACUUCUCAAGAAGAAGCUGUACUCGACUCCACUGUGUGUGAAAUGUUGGAGCCAAAGCCCUAUACUGUUUACAAAAGCAUCAUGCAGACCCGCAGCAUUCUAUUCUUUGUCAUGCCUUUAUUAGCCAUUAUUAUUUUUCAUAUUCUUAUCUUCCACCACCUGAAUCUUAACCAAAGGCAGAGAGAGAAAAUUGGACUUAAUCGAACACACUGGCAUUUUUCUUCUACUCAUAUGAACCAGCCUCAACGGCACCCGUUUUCUGAAAAAAAAGCUCGACAACUUAUGGGCGCCGUGGUGGUGGCAUUUUUUCUCUGCAAUUUCCCAGACACGGCCUCAUCUCUCAUGCAGAUCUAUAUUGAAAACUGGAAUGCACAUGUCUAUAAAGUAUAUACCUGGCUCAAGACCUACUUAUCCCUUCCACUUUGGUACCUGAAUAGUGCUUUGGACCCAAUUUUGUUCUGUAUCUCCUCUACUUCCUUUCGCAAUGCAUGCUGGGAAACCCUGACGACUUUCAUACCUUGGUAUGAAAAGUCAUUGGAUGGGCCAGGCAACACAUAUCAAGCAUCUUGUGUGAGGUCUGGGGUGUCAUCUCUUGUGUCUGCACCAAGCACCCGUUCUACAUGGACCCUAAACUCAAAUGAAGGAGAGCAAAAGGAAUACUUGGGUCAGGCUCGAACCAGUGACCCUAAGCUUUUGUUCUUUCGCCAUUUGACUAUGAUGGACCCAGCAGAAUGCAAAGUUCCUUAGGACAUUGAUUGGCAGAAAUGAUGGUUAUUACAUGUGCACAACUGUUUAUAACCCACAGGGCUGCAUAUCCUGGUGAUUUACAUAUAGUGCAUUUUGUACCUGAGAUCAACAGGCCUGCAUGGUUUUCUGCAGCCACCAGCUGCCUAGGGAGGAGUAAAUAAUGUCCUUUUUAAUGUGAUUCCGUGCAAUGUUAUUGCUUCUGUGAUUUUUUGAUAUGCUGGUUUAUUAGUCACAGAGACAGUCUAAAUGGGAGAAUAUUUAUAUAAUUUUUAUAAUGUGCUUGUUUUAAUUGGUAAUUUUCUGUUUUCAGAUGGCAACAGAAGAAAUAUACAGUAGGUAUUGUUGGUCCAUACAAGUCUCUAAACAGAAUUACCUACACAAAUGCAUGCUUUUGUUAAUGCAAAAAAUCUUAAAAUUGUCUUUAUCUGAGCUCAUGGUAAUAUACAUGUCCGUAUGCUGUUCGUUGAGCCAGCCGUGCAGUGCAGUGCUAUCUUUGUGCACUUGUAUCUUUUUGGGUAUCCAACUCUAGUUUUUCCAGCAAGUGGCUCGGUUGUUCUCUGCCUAUAUAAAACCCUCUGCACUACUUAUCAUUUGCCUUGUAACAAGCUCUAUUCCUGCAAUUAAAAAGGAAUAGAAGAACCUGGUCUUUCUUUGAUACCUGAAUUUUGACCUCAGAUUAAUUUCCCCAGAUUGCUGCACCCGACCUUUUGGUCAGUUCUUGGAUUUCAGAUUGCUUUCUGCUCUGGUACCUCACUCCUGUUAGCUGUGUCCUGAUAAGUCUUUCCAACUCCUUUCAGGUAUAAUGGUGGUGCUACUGGUCUUUAAACACCUGGCAGAGUGUCACAUUGUCUUGCAAUUCCAUAAAAUACUUCUACAUUAGUGACUUCAGAGGUUUUUACGCAAGGAAUAGUCUCCUCCUUUGAGUGCUCUGUGCAAUCUUCAACAUAGUAAUAUGAUAAAAUAGAGGCAGUAGUUGAACAGCAACAAUCUUUAAUAGGGUAAAUUUAGGGAAAGCCGUUUAUCAAGGGUUUCAGAAUUCAAUAAGCAGGAAUGUGCAUAUACACUAGUUGACAUUAUUUUUGCACUUUGCACCCUGCCUUCCACGCUACAUAAAUGAUAAGCACAAGGUUGCCUUGCAUACAACAAUGCUGCACUCUGCACCUUAUAGUGGUUUUAUAUCCUACGUGAGGAACAGAGCACAGCCAGACCCCAGAAGUGCUCUAUAAAUGAGCAAUUAAUUAUGUGCUUUUGCUUCCUUGCAUUUUUAUUCUGGGUCUUGGUAAAUGACUCCUAAAGUACAGUAUGUGCCCUUGAUACAUUUUUAAAUUAGGAGGGUUGGUUGAAUUUCUUCAGUGCUAGGAAUAACUCCAACUCAGCUCAACUUGGCUAAGUCUUAGCCAAAUCACCAUUUUAACAAAAUGCAUUAAAGGGUGGUUCAACUUUUAGUAUGUUAUAGAAUGACUACUUCUAAGCAAUUUUCCA
Molecule: messenger RNA, 2972 nt
Organism: Xenopus laevis (African clawed frog)
Lineage: Eukaryota; Metazoa; Chordata; Amphibia; Anura; Pipidae
Product: neurotensin receptor type 1
Exons: 3
Coding region: 126-1490 (454 amino acids)
Source: RefSeq, a predicted model, not a curated record